Messenger RNA from Brachypodium distachyon (stiff brome), 1748 nucleotides. RefSeq names its product DDB1- and CUL4-associated factor 8. Gene Ontology annotation, molecular function: protein binding. Gene Ontology annotation, cellular component: cytoplasm; Cul4-RING E3 ubiquitin ligase complex. The transcript is spliced from 5 exons. Lineage: Eukaryota; Viridiplantae; Streptophyta; Magnoliopsida; Poales; Poaceae. The coding region runs from base 69 to 1568 and encodes 499 amino acids. The record is from RefSeq and is a predicted model, not a curated record.
CUCUUUCUUGUCACAGGCUCGUGCUCCCUCACGUUCGACCAACAGCACUUUUUACGCCAGCUCGCGCCAUGCGCCGCCCGUGGAAGCACCCCACCCCGGCGUACGGCGCCGCCGCCGCCGCUGCGCGCCACGGCUCCGCCGACCUGUGCCUCCGCGAGGUCGGGGGGCUCCUCCCCCGCCGCUUCGCCCGCCGCGCCGCCGCCUCCGAGGACCUCAUAAUGCGCCUCCAGAUUCACAAGAAGCUCAACAGGCACACAGGAUGUGUGAACACAGUGGGCUUCAAUGCAGAUGGUGACACCCUCAUAUCGGGGUCCGAUGAUCAGCUGGUAAUGUUGUGGGACUGGGACACUGGUGCAGUUAAAUUGCAGUUUCAUUCAGGCCAUGCCGAUAAUGUGUUCCAAGCACGGUUCAUGCCUUACACGGAUGAUCGCACCAUUGUCACUUGCGCAGCUGAUGGCGAGGUAAGAAUUGCCAAGAUCCAGGAUGGUGGAGAUGUGCCUACUUCAUUGCUUGGUGAACAUGAUGGAAGGGCUCACAAGUUGGCAAUAGAGCCUGGAAGCCCUUACAUUUUCUAUAGCUGUGGCGAAGACGGCCUUGUUCAACAUUUUGAUUUAAGGACAGAUACAGCCACCAAACUAUUUAUUUGCAGAAACUCUUUUACAAAACCAGGAUACUCCUCUCAUAUCCAUCUUAAUGCGAUUGCAAUGGAUCCACGGAAUCCGAAUCUUCUUGGAGUUGGAGGAAGCAAUUCUUUUGCUCGUGUCUAUGAUAUUCGUAAAUACAAGUGGGAUGGGUCAUCUGAUUUCGGUCACCCUUCUGACUGCUAUUGUCCACCACAUCUUAUUAACACUAGGAGUCCGGGUGUUGGAAUAACAGGGUUAGCAUUUUCUCACCAGAGUGAGUUGCUUGUAUCUUACAAUGAUGAGAAUAUUUACCUUUUCCCCAAAAAUGGAGGGCUGGGACCCGACCCAAAAUCGUCUGUCAAGAUUGAAGGCAAUCAAGGGUCCAAAUCAACAAUGGCUGCAUUUGACGAAGAUACUGUUCGACCUGCGCCUCAGGUAUAUGUUGGGCAUCGUAAUUGUGAGACUGUGAAGGGCGUGACUUUCAUUGGGCCAAAUCAUGAAUAUGUUGCUAGUGGGUCAGACUGUGGUCGGUUAUUUAUUUGGAGAAAGAGAGAUGGAAAUUUUUUACGGGCGAUGGAGGGUGAUGAAUGCAUUGUCAAUUGUAUUGAGCCCCAUCCUCAUGCCAUGACGAUUGCAAGCAGUGGAAUUGAUAAUGAUGUGAAGCUAUGGACUCCCUCUGCUAUGGAGCGAGCACGAGUGCUAAAUGUCGAGGAGUUGAAGCCCCGAAAGAGAAAAGCAAAGCUCUGGCACUUUGCCUUACCGGAGCAAUUGGUCUGGCACGUGCUGACUUCACGUCGUAGGCAGCAAGGAGCGGGAGAAGAUUCAUCUGAGGAUCUUGAAGACAACACAGAAUUGCUUAAUCUUGUACUGCAAGCUGCAGACAGAGAUAACUCGUCUGAUGACAGUGAUGAGGAUAAAGAAAUCUCUGAUGGUUCUGAAGACUAGAGCCAAAUGAUCUAUUGUCCUCUGGGAAUCUUGCAAAGCAAGUUUGUAUAUAUACAAUGAUAAUUUUAUUCCAUUUUCAUGGAUAAUAAUAGCAUAAAUGUGCUUAUGUAGCUCGUGACUAUCAUUGCUGCUAUACAUCUGUGUUCCUAGAGCGUAUUAUUGAGAAUUUCCAGGCGUAAA